Molecule: messenger RNA, 1353 nt
Organism: Fusarium sp. VM40
Lineage: Eukaryota; Fungi; Ascomycota; Sordariomycetes; Hypocreales; Nectriaceae
Source: the annotation of a GenBank genome assembly
AUGGUCGCCAUCAAUCAAAUAUUGACCGAAGUCACUCACGUCGUCAUUCGCGCCGCUGCUGCUGAAGACCCUUCAACGACGUCGCAAGCAGCCGCCGCCGAGACGACAACGGAUAACAGCAAUGACAGGAAGGAUAAUGGAGGCGGUUCGAACUCGCCUCUUCUUUUCUUCGUUGCUUUAGGUUUUGGUGUUGUCUUUACGAACUUAUGGAUCAUCGUUGGUGUCAAAUAUUGUUUCCGCUACAAUGCCCGAAAUCGACAAAUGCGAAUGAACGAAGAUGGCGAACCCAUCACCCUCGAAAACAUGCCUCGACCUCAUCGAAGACGUCGUGAGAAGAAGUUGAUGACGAUGGACGAGGUCAACGACAAGUUCCCGAUGAUGAAGUACAAGUCCUGGGUUUCCGAUCGCGCAAAGGAAGGUCUUCCUACUACUGGCGGCGUUUCUGCUCCCCCUUCUCGACCUAAUAGUAUCCGAGAGGCGGAUGGAAUUGUACCAGACUUUUCAGCCAAGGUUCGCGACUCGACCGAUGAACAACCGACCACCAAUGUACCCAAGACGACUGCUCAAGGAGAGAUUACCGGAGCGAGCAAUGCCACCGAGACACCUGUCCCAGAAAUCAACGCCACCCCUGCGGUUGCCGGAGCCGAGAAAUCUAAAGAUGCCCCCGCGACAACAAACGGCCAGAACUCAACCAACCAGACCACAAACAACGGCCAACUUGAGCGAGUCUCUAGUGAGGAUACUGAUGGAGAUGACGAUCACAUUGACGGCGCCUUACCACCCGAAUGUCUCGAGAACCCUGGUGAUACAUGUGCUAUUUGCAUCGAUACACUUGAGGAUGACGAUGACGUUCGUGGUUUAACCUGUGGACACGCUUUCCACGCUGUUUGUGUCGACCCUUGGUUGACCAGCCGACGUGCUUGCUGCCCUCUUUGCAAGGCCGACUACUAUGUCCCCAAGCCUCGACCGGCUCCUGACGCUGCCAAUGAUGCUGGUGCAAACAACGGUUCCAACUUUGACCCUCGAAACAACCCACGCUUUGGUCUACCUGCCGCGAUCCGAUCUGCAUGGGUCAGAGGUCCCCGCAAUGGCCGCAGCGAAACCCCGGCUCCCGCCAGUCGCAGGCGUCGCACAGGUGACGUCCCGGCUGAGCAGGAACCUGUUCAACAGCCUGAGCAAGCUCACCAAACACCAGAAGUUACCCAGACAUCAAAUGGUGGUGUUCUCUCAUCUGUCAGGGGGGCACUACGAUUCGGCCGAAGACGUCAAGCACAGGACAACCAAAAUAGUCCCGAAGCUGUAACGCCAUCACAACUUGAAGCGGCAAACCGUACACCGGCUGCCACGCAAUGA